CUCAGACGUUUCCGGGGGCGGGGAGCCCGCCUAGACCUGUGCUAGUUGCGGGAUCUCCCGGCCAGUGUCCGAGACUGCUUGGUUUGCUGGGAGCAUGGAUCUGGGAGACUUUGAGCGGGACAACACAGGCAGCUGCCGUCUGAGUUCGCCCGUACCGGAGCUGUGCCGCACCGAGGACUGCUGCCUGGGCAUCGAUGAGGCCGGCCGAGGGCCUGUUCUGGGCCCCAUGGUCUACGGCAUCUGCUUUUGCCCCUUGUCCAAAUUGAGCAACCUGGAGGCCCUGAAGGUGGCAGACUCAAAGACCCUAUCGGAAGCAGAGAGGGAGAGACUCUUUGGGAAACUAGAUCAGGCCCGGAGCUUUGUGGGCUGGGCCUUGGACAUUCUGUCCCCGAACCUCAUCUCCACCAGCAUGCAGAGGCGGGCCAAGUAUAACCUGAACUCCCUUUCUCACGACACUGCCAUGGCCUUGGUGCAGCUGGCUCUGGAUCAGGGUGUGAGGGUCACUCAGGUGUUUGUGGAUACAGUGGGACCGGCUGACAAGUACCAGCAAAAACUUCAGGAGAGGUUUCCAGAGAUAGAGGUGACUGUUCGACCCAAAGCUGACUCCCUCUUCCCUGUGGUCAGCGCUGCCAGCAUUUGUGCCAAGGUUGCUCGAGACCACGUCGUGAAGAAAUGGAAGUUUCUGGAAGACCUCGGGAACCUGAAAAUGGAUUAUGGGUCUGGCUAUCCCAAUGACCCCAAGACCAAGGAGUGGCUGUCCCAGUGCCUGGACCCCGUUUUUGGCUUUCCCCAGUUCGUCCGCUUUAGCUGGAGUACUGCUCAGCUCAUUCUGGAUGGACGUGCUGUGCCUGUUCGCUGGGAGGACUCAGAGGAAGAGGCGGGAGGCCCACCAGCUGCUGGCAGGGGUUCUGGCACCCCCUCCCUUCUGUCCUACUUUGCCCGUACACAGGCUCCCACAGAACGACAGUCCCACCGGUUCUUCCAUGAGAGGGGGUUGGAGACAGUUGCUGACUUAUAGAAAUUGUUGAGAAAGUUGAUGGAGGGGAGCGAUGGGAAGGACUGUUGCUUUGUGUCUCUCUCUUCUCCCCUUCCUGUUAAUUUGUAAUAAAAUCUCAGGAAUAGCA
Vombatus ursinus (common wombat) is the source of this 1124-nucleotide messenger RNA. It is a transcript of the gene RNASEH2A, whose product is annotated as ribonuclease H2 subunit A. The record is from RefSeq and is a predicted model, not a curated record. The transcript is spliced from 8 exons. Gene Ontology annotation, cellular component: ribonuclease H2 complex. Gene Ontology annotation, biological process: mismatch repair; DNA replication, removal of RNA primer. Lineage: Eukaryota; Metazoa; Chordata; Mammalia; Diprotodontia; Vombatidae. Gene Ontology annotation, molecular function: RNA binding; RNA-DNA hybrid ribonuclease activity. The coding region runs from base 95 to 1018 and encodes 307 amino acids.